UCGUCAAUGUUGUGAAUCAAUAAAUCAGAAAAUUGGAGUAAACUCUAAACCGGAAGUAAGCAAUUUAUAACGUAAUCGGGUAGAAUCUUAUUGAAAUAUAAAAGCAUUUCAUUUUUUUCAAGAAUAAAAGCUUUCUGUACUCUAACGACGUUAUUUUAGAAACUUAGACCAUCGUUAUAUAUCAAAGAGACUCCUGGUUUCCUGAAAAAGUCAAAUAAUGUCUCAUGAACAACAAGAUUAACUUUAGAAGUUAGAUUUCAAAGGAUUUCAUGAUGCUGUUCAUCUUCAAGAUCUUUAAAAUGACAUUAUGCAUGGAUACACAAAGACGUUCUUGCUGUAAAUUGAAGAACUGAUCAACCUAGGAGUCAUGUCUGGAGUUUUAUCCUUGAUUUUAUGACUAUAUCAACUCAACUGAACCCUCUAUACCUCAACACUGAAGUACAAUGGGUGAUCGAAAAACUUCAGCAUUAAAUCGUCUUCGACAACAAUUACGCAAGAAGAGAGAAUCUUUAGCAGACCAAUUUGAGUUCAAAAUGUUUAUGAUCUUCCACUUCAAAGAUAAGAAAAAGCCAUGUGCCUUAUUUGAGAUAGCAGAAGUCUUGCCAGUGAUGACCAACAAUUAUGAAGACAGCAUUCUUAAAGGAGUCAAGGAAGAGGCCUACUCCAUGGAGAGCUCAAAGGAAUUGCUAGAGAAAGACGUAGUACAGUUACAUGCCCCAAGAUGGCAAUCACUUCGCAAGGAUGUGAUAGGCUGUACCACAGAAAUGGACUUCUUCUUAUGGCCAAGGAACGACAUUGAGAAGAUAGAGUGCAUGCUAUUCUCCAAGUGGAGGGGAGAGGAAUCACCAUUCAAACCGCUUCAGUGUGAGUUUACAUUCAGCCAGGAAGAUUAUGAGAAACAACUUAUGAGGUUGCUGACACGGAAAGAUAAAUCAGGGCUUAUCGUCAAUAAUCCUGCGCAGUCAAUGUUUCUAUUUAUUGAUAGACAAACUCUUGACACAAGCAAGAGUAAAGCCAUAGUAUUCAAGCUGUCUAGUGUAUGUCUCUACCUCCCACAGGACAAAUUAACCCACUGGGGGCCUGGGAACCCAGAUGAGAUUCUACAGCAAUAUUUUGCUACGUCUUAGCACCAUAAGGGACCAAUUCUUACAGAGGAUGGCGAAAACUUACAGACUUGUACAUAACUGGACAUGUUUCUUUGGAAAGAAAAUGGGAAGGACAAAGAAUAAGGCGCUAGUAAAUUAAUUGGUUGUUUAAUGGUACCUAGGUCAUCUGGGAUCUGAAAACAUUUUGAUUUUAAGGAUGAAAUAUGGGUUGGGAACAUAAUAAGUCUGUUUCCUUUUUGAAAAAUGAUUUCCAUUUAACAGACAAUUAUACCUGUAGGCGCCAAAAAAUUGUAACAAAAUUUUAUUCUGGUCAUGUUUUGAAAUGUUAUCGAGUGAAAUCAACAUGUCGCAAAUGUCUUAGAUCAGUUCUGUAUACUUUAGAAUUUUCUAAAUUGUACAGAAUUUUCAGGAAAUCAGGCCAUUCAUUCUGAUUUUAGAAAGAGAAAACACAGAAUAACCAUGCCUGACAUGGUUAUUGCCAUCACAUCAAUGAUAUCCCAGUCACAAUUGAUCUGUGGCAACAAUACACCGGCCUUAGCUUCCCAAAAUCUAUAAAAUAUGCAGCAUAAAAUAUAGGGAUAAACAGUACAAUGUAAAUUUUCUAUAUCAAUUUUGUGAAGCUACAGUGGAUGUA
Molecule: messenger RNA, 1740 nt
Organism: Owenia fusiformis
Lineage: Eukaryota; Metazoa; Annelida; Polychaeta; Sabellida; Oweniidae
Source: the annotation of a GenBank genome assembly